Coregonus sp. 'balchen' is the source of this 1378-nucleotide messenger RNA. The record is from the annotation of a GenBank genome assembly. Lineage: Eukaryota; Metazoa; Chordata; Actinopteri; Salmoniformes; Salmonidae.
UACAAUACUACUUUUAAGGAGACCAACAGCUACUUAUAGGAAUUGGAUGAAAAUAAAUGACAGAAGCUUAAAGUAAUCAGGAACAGCAUUCAUUGGACAGGUUGUGAGGCUUUGGAGGAAUCACCAGGAGAAGGGAGAUGACAAAAUACAAUGUUACAUGAAUAAGGUACACAUCGCCUAAUUAAAUACACUAAUCAUACACCUAAAAUACAUUCCCACACAUUGUGCAUACAUUUCAUCAUGUUACAAAUGAAUUAUUUCUAGAACAUGAAUUAUUUAUAGAACAAACAAUUAUGAAUUGUUCUUAUGUUAUUAAUUUUUCAAUGUUAUUCAUUAUUCUUGUUUGUUAAAAGUUACUUCAUAGUAUCUUUUUGUUAGGUCACAUUCAUAAGGACAGUCUUCCUCCAACUGCCUUCUUUGAGUCUCCAGAGGGUAGGCUUGUGAUGUCCGAUUUAGAAGUCCGAUUUCGGCACCCAUUCAAGCAUUACAAGUCUAAGCUACCCAACCAGGCUCCAUUUUCCUUUCUCCAGGAUUUGGUAAGUGUGUAAAUAGAAUAGAUUUAACCUGAGUCUUUUGUCCCUGGCCAAUUUCCACAUCAACAAAACACACAAAAUGACAAUAAAACACAUUUGAUUAAAAAAAUAUAUUGUCCAUGUAGCUUAUCAUUUGUUGAAUAUAGAAUGUUUCACUUGUUUGUUUUUCAGGCUGUCGAGAUUUGUGGUCAUGAGGAGGAAGAGGGAAUAAAAAUAUUUGCUCUAGAUUUCCUGAAUCUCUUGUGCUUGCCUGACAAAAUUAAAGGUGAGAGUAACUACACAAACUACUACACUCUGGAGGCCACUGUCAUUGCUGUGUGCUACAACAAAACCGACAGAGUGAAGUACUAUGGAGCAUCCCUGUCCUGCAGAGGGGAGACAGAAAAUAACAUUAUGAUCAAUUGGUCAUGUCUAAAAGUGUGGCAUGCCUAUGUGUCUUAUGUAGUGUUGUCAUUCAGACAUGAACAGGGAAACGGUAUCAGAUUCCCUGUCUCCGUAAAAUGCAGAGCAUUUUACAGGAAUCACGAGAGCAAUAAAGACCAGACCGAUUGUUAUGAAGACUGAAUGCCGUGCAAGAACUGUGGGGAUAUUUUCUCUCUCUCAAACCCUGCGACGGUCAGAAAUGACUUUCCCUACUGAAACUGUGCUGAGACAGAGUGCCUAAGUAAACUUCUAUUAUGUGAUCAGGAUGUCUGCAACAAUAUGAGUUUUGGACACUACACAAUGGAAAAUGUCUUAGAGAAACUAAAAGGUCUUAGAAAUAUUGUAAGUAAGCAUUUCACUGUAAGGUCUACACCUGUUGUAUUCGGCGCAUGUGACAAAUAAACAUUUGAUUUGAUUUGAUU